CGAUCAACAAAACGAAUCGGCGGAUCGAUCCACCCACCAGUGGAUAUGACAUGCAUUUUCUCCAGCUGAUUCACCACAGAACUCACACCUCCUUCUCAUCUUCCUCUUGCUUCCCCGCCCCCCCCCUCCCCAAAACCAUAAGGCGUGGUUUUUACUCGGAUGGAGGAGAUGCGAGCUCCGUCUGCUCCCGCUGGGUUCUCCCACCUGCGCCCGCGUACAUUGCGCUCUCUCUCGUGAGUGCGUGGCAUUAUUUGACUUUUUUUUUUUCGGUGGGGGAGGGAGUGUUGUUCGGUCUUCAACACGGAGGAGAGGCUCGUCUCGCGGAUACAACAAGCGGCUGCGGCGGCAGAGGAGGAGGAGGAGGAGGAGAGCGGUUGAUGCGCGGAGGACGCCCCGGCAGGAGGAUGGCUCCCGCACCGCGCCGAUCAUCCCCGUGGCUCGUCGUGCUCGCGCUCGCGCUAACGUGCGCGGGGCCGCCGCCGGCCGACUGCAGGCGGGCCAGGCAGCCGCGGUGCCCCGCGUCCUGCACAUGCACCAAAGACAACGCGCUGUGCGAGAGCGCCGGCCUCAUCCCCAGAGCCUUCCCGCCCGAUGUUAUCUCACUGUCUUUCGUCAAAUCGGAAUUCACGGAGAUCCCCACGGAGAGUUUCAUCCACAUGCCCGCCCUGCACCUCCUCCUCUUCACCACCAAUAACCUGGAGUCUAUAGACGAGGACGCUUUCCUCGGUCUUCCUCAUCUGGAAUAUCUGUUCAUCGAAAACAACCAGAUCAAUUCCAUAUCACCAUACGCAUUCCGAGGACUGAAAACCUUGGUGCAUCUGAGUCUGUCUAACAAUAAUCUUGAGACUAUUCCCAAGGACUUGUUCAAGGGCCUGGAAGCCUUGACAAAAGUAGACCUGCGAGGGAACCGGUUCACGUGCGACUGCAAGCUCAAGUGGUUGGUGGAGUGGAUCUACAGCACCAACGCCACGGUGGAUCAGAUCUCCUGCAAAGAGCCGUCGGCUUCGCAGGACAAGAGGAUCAACGACCUGCUGCCGCAGUCCUUCGACUGCAUCACCACAGAGUUUGCUUCGUACCAGUCCCUCAAGUUUGAGUCGAUAUCUGUGGAGACCUUUACCUUCGGCGAAGACCAGUAUGUCGUCUUUGCUCAGCCCUUCAUUGGCAAGUGCAGCUUCAUGGAGUGGGAUCACGUGGAGAUGGUCUUCAGGAAUUUCGAUGAUAUUGACAGCACUUCGACGGUGAUCUGCAAACCCCUGGUGAUCGACAAGCAGCUCUUCAUCAUCGUGGCCCAGCUGUUCGGCGGCUCGCACAUCUACAAGCGCGACACCUCGGCCAACAAGUUCAUCAAACUCCAAGGCAUCGACAUCCUCAAGAUCCGCAAGCCCAACGACGUGGAGACGUUCCGCAUCGACGGCGAGUCCUUCUUCGCCGUCGCCGACAGCUCCAAGGCGGGCUCCACCACCAUUUACAAGUGGAACGGCAACGGCUUUUACUCGCACCAGUCGCUCCACCCGUGGUACCGCGACACCGACGUGGAAUACGUGGAGAUCUCGGCCAAGCCUCACCUCAUCCUGUCGAGCAGUUCCCAGAGGCCCGUCAUCUACCAGUGGAACAAAGGCACCAAGCUCUUCGAGCGGCGCACCGACAUCCCCGAGAUGGAGGACGUCUACGCCGUCAAGCAUUUCCGGGUCAAGGCGGACCUCUACCUCUGCCUGACGCGCUUCAUCGGCGACUCCAAGGUGAUGCGCUGGGACGGCGCCCUCUUUCGGGAACUGCAGAUGGUGCCGUCGCGCGGCGCCAUGGCGUUCCAGCCCUUCGCCGUGGGCAGCUGGCAGUACGCCAUCCUGGGCAGCGACUACUCCUUCACUCAGGUGUACCGCUGGGAUGCCAAGAAAGGCCAGUUCGUCCACUUCCAGGAGCUCAACAUCCAAGCGCCGAGGGCCUUCUCGCCCAUCUCCAUCGACAACCGCCAGUUCCUGCUGGCCUCCAGUUUCAAAGGCAAAACGCAAAUUUACGAGCAUCUGGUCAUCGACCUGAGCAACUGAGCGCGACGAGGACGGACGGGUACACGAGAUGACCGCUGAUGCUAUCUUGAGAAAGGCGUGCAUUAUUAUACGAGGUGUUCUCCUUUCAAAGUGGGCAAAGGUAUCGGGACACGUUGGUCGAUCGUGCUCCUUUUUCAAAAAUCAGCCCAGCAGAAAAAAUAUUUCCCCCCCCCCCGCCAAAUUUGUAUUUAUUUUUUUUACAGUUGUUUUUCUUGGAGUUUCCCUUUUCCCCAAAGUGUCCCAAUACUUUUUUUCCCCACACAUUUAUAUUUUAGAGGAAUGCAUUAUUAUAUUAUGUGUUCUUCUUUCAAAGUGGGCAAAAGCAUUGGGACAUGUUGGUCAGGAGAAAAAAAAACUUUGAUUCAGACAUGCUAAAAUCAGCCCCCUUGAAAAAAAAUAUUCACUUCCCCCCCCAAAAUUUUUUUUUUAUUUUUUUUACAGUUUUUCUUGGAGUUUUCCUUUUCCCAGCGUGUCCCAAUACUUUCCCCCCCCCACACAUUUCUAUUUUACAAGAAUCCAGGUGAGGCUCAAUGCAUGCAUCUCAAGCUAGAAUCAGACUUCCUGCAUGAUCAGGCCAUCCAUGCGUCAUCGUCCACAAAUCCAGAAUGUACAUUAGAAAAUGACUUCUACCAUCAGCCAUACACGCAUUACAUUUGGACGCGCCCAUGUAUUUAUCAGCACAACGUAAUGCUCAUGUGGAACUUUUGAACCAAUCUGCCAAAAAAA
Molecule: messenger RNA, 2771 nt
Organism: Hippocampus comes (tiger tail seahorse)
Lineage: Eukaryota; Metazoa; Chordata; Actinopteri; Syngnathiformes; Syngnathidae
Product: leucine-rich glioma-inactivated protein 1-like
Exons: 8
Coding region: 51-2045 (664 amino acids)
Biological process (GO): myelination
Molecular function (GO): protein binding
Source: RefSeq, a predicted model, not a curated record